AUGCUGAAUGACACUCUAACAUAUGAGGAAAUUACCGCUAACAAGGACAAAAAUGUUAUGAAACUUAUAAAGGAGUUAGCAAGUAAUCACAGUCACAACCUUACGGGGAAAGAGGUGAACUACCUGUGCCACUUUGAUUUUAAAACUAGUGGUUUCUAUGGCCUUCCAAAGAUUCAUAACAGCAAGAUCAUUUGUCAGGAACCAUACUUUAGAGUUCUUAGGCCAGCAGAUCUCAAAUUCAGGCCCAUAAGAGCUGGUCCUAGAUGUCCAACGAGUAGACUCAGUAACUAUGUGGACAUCCUUAUCAAGCCGUUUACUUUACAUGUCCGAAGUUAUCUGAGGGACACUAUCGAUUUCCUCAAUUAUUUACCAAGGACAGUAUCUGAAAGAACAAUAUUAGUCUCCUUUGACGUGACGAGCUUGUACACAAACAUCAACCACGACCUCUGCGUAAAGGCCAUGGAAUACUGGAUCAGUAAACAUCCAGAGAGCCUUAACUCACGUUUCAGCAAAGAAUUUAUCAUCGAUUCAAUCCUUUAA
This is a messenger RNA of Pocillopora meandrina, 540 nucleotides long. The record is from the annotation of a GenBank genome assembly. NCBI's taxonomy places the organism in Eukaryota, Metazoa, Cnidaria, Anthozoa, Scleractinia, Pocilloporidae.